Molecule: messenger RNA, 769 nt
Organism: Moneuplotes crassus
Lineage: Eukaryota; Ciliophora; Spirotrichea; Euplotida; Euplotidae
Source: the annotation of a GenBank genome assembly
UAUAGAAUUUCAUAAAGAAUAAUUGAAAAUGGACCUCUACGAGCCCUGUGUGGAGCAAGAGCUGAAGGACAAGUUCUUUAAUGCGAUUGAAUGAGGAGAUCUGGAUUUGGUCAAAUCCUUCCUUGAGGAAGAGCCAGAUCUUCUUAAUAUAAGAGCUGUGAAUGACUGGACACCUGUAAUGUUUGCAGUACGCUAUGGAUGGCUUGAGAUGACCAAGUUUUUAAUAGAGGAAGGAUGUGAUCUUCAUAAUGAUAAAGGAAAUUAUGAAAUUUUACAUACUGCUUGUAUUGGACAGAAUGAGCAAGUUAUAAGAUAUCUCCUUAAAGAGAAAGGAUGUGACUUGAACUGUCAGAAGAAACAGAGUGCUCCUUAUUUAUUGAUUCCAGAGAUGAAGACAUUCCUGGCGCUCUUUCUCACUCAUGGCCAGUUGAUCUACGAAAUCAGAAUUAAAAAGUCAACUUAUAAGCGUCUUAACAGAGGAUACAAUGUGUCUUAUGAUGAGGUUGAUGUUGAAGAAGAAACUGGCACUGAGGAAGAUUACACUGAGCUUGUUAUCAAUGACCCUUUCCAAGAAUACGAUAAGGAGAAGGUGCUGAAGGCAUAUAAAAUUUCAGAAAUUGACAAAAAGAUAGUCUACGAUAGACACCUUUCCUUUCUGUCAGUCAUGUUGAAGUGGGAAAGAGAAGGAAACUGCCCCAAAAAGAAGAAUCUUAAUCGUAUCCUGGCUUACAUCUAAUUCCAUCUUUAAUUUUAGACAAAAAAAUUAUUU